Sphaeramia orbicularis (orbiculate cardinalfish) is the source of this 1231-nucleotide messenger RNA. RefSeq names its product retinal G protein coupled receptor b (gene rgrb). Lineage: Eukaryota; Metazoa; Chordata; Actinopteri; Kurtiformes; Apogonidae. Gene Ontology annotation, molecular function: G protein-coupled receptor activity. Gene Ontology annotation, cellular component: membrane. The transcript is spliced from 7 exons. Bases 56 to 937 code for a protein of 293 amino acids. Gene Ontology annotation, biological process: phototransduction; visual perception; G protein-coupled receptor signaling pathway. The record is from RefSeq and is a predicted model, not a curated record.
AAAAGGAAAAGGACUUGUCUUUUUUUUAGUGCAAAGUUUAAUUUGUGCAUUCAACAUGGGAGCGUAUACGUUACCGGAGGGAUUCACCGAGUUUGAUAUGUUUACAUUCGGCUCUGGGCUUCUGGUUGGAGGUAUGGUUGGAUUCUUCCUCAAUGCCAUCUCCAUCGUAGCAUUCCUCACAGUGAAGGAGAUGCGGACUCCCAGUAACUUCUUCGUGUUCAAUCUGGCUAUUGCCGACCUCAGUCUGAAUAUUAACGGACUAACGGCAGCGUACGCCAGUUAUCUGAGAUAUUGGCCUUUUGGUCAAGAGGGAUGCUCCAUGCAUGGUUUCCAGGGGAUGAUAUCGGUCCUAGCCUCUAUCAGUUUUAUGGCUGCUAUCGCUUGGGACAGAUAUCAUCAAUACUGCACAAGACAGAAACUCUUCUGGAGCACUACCUUGACGAUGAGUGGCAUCAUCUGGGUUCUGUCGAUCUUCUGGGCUGCCGUUCCUCUCACCGGAUGGGGCGUCUACGACUUUGAGCCGAUGAGGACAUGUUGUACACUGGACUACACCAGAGGAGACAGGGACUACAUCACCUACAUGCUGACUCUGGUGGUGCUUUAUCUGACGUUCCCAUCCAUCACCAUGUUGUCAUGUUACGAUUCAAUCCACAAACACUUUAAGAAGAUCCAUAACCACAAGUUCAACACCAGUUUGCCGUUGAGGGUGAUGCUGAUGUGCUGGGGCCCCUAUGUGCUCAUGUGUAUCUACGCCUGCUUCGAGAACGUCAAAGUCAUAUCUCCAAAGCUUCGAAUGUUGCUUCCUGUCAUCGCCAAGACAAACCCGAUCUUCAACGCUCUCCUCUACUCUUUCGGAAAUGAGUUCUACCGAGGAGGAGUGUGGCACUUCCUGACCGGACAGAAGAUCAGCGACCCAGUUGCUAAAAAGUCCAAAUGAAAGGAAACUUCUGGACAAAGUCAGUAACCUCAACAUCUUAUCACUUAUCGUAGAUCCCUCACACUUUUUUGGUACAUGUCGAUUUGUACAGGUGUUAUAUUUGCACAUGACUAGUACAGGAGAUGUCUGUGUUUGGAUCCACCGCUGUAGCCUUAUACCGUAUUUACCGCCUUUUGACACAACGUUUCACUGCUAACUUUUCCAUUUGGAACAUGUGAUGAAAUGUUACUGGAGGAGUCUGCACUUCUCUGUCUGUACAAACAUUUAAGAAUAAACACAAAUGAAGAUUCUUUA